GCCGCCGCCGCCGCCGCCGUCGUCGCCUCCGAGCUCCGCCGCCGCCGCCGCCGCCGAGCACCAUGGGAGACGCCGGGAGCGAGCGCAGCAAAGCGCCCAGCCUGCCGCCUCGCUGUCCCUGCGGCUUCUGGGGGUCCAGCAAGACUAUGAAUCUCUGUUCCAAAUGCUUUGCUGAUUUUCAAAAGAAACAACCAGAUGAUGAUUCCACCCCAAGUACAAGUAACAGCCAAUCAGAUUUGUUUUCCGAAGAGACCACCAGUGACAACAACAAUACCUCCGUAACCACGCCAACUCUUAGUCCCAGCCAGCAGUCGCUCCCGACAGACCUGAAUGUAACUUCACCGAGUAAAGAGGAAUGUAAGUCCCUAUCUAUCCCUGAGGAUCAUGGAACAGCCCAGGAAGGCCAUCGUGGGCCAUGCACAGACACAGCUCAUGUCUCGUUAAUCACACCAACCAAAAGGUCCUGUGGUGCAGAUUCACAGUCCGAGAGCGAGGCCUCACCCGUGAAACGACCGCGACUAGUAGAGAACACGGAGCGGCCUGAGGAGAGCAGCCGGUCGAAGCAGAAGAGCCGGCGCCGGUGCUUUCAGUGCCAGACCAAGCUGGAGCUGGUGCAGCAGGAACUGGGAUCCUGUCGCUGUGGCUACGUGUUCUGUAUGUUACAUCGCCUCCCAGAGCAGCACGACUGUACGUUCGACCACAUGGGCCGCGGCCGCGAGGAAGCCAUCAUGAAAAUGGUGAAACUGGACCGGAAAGUGGGGCGCUCCUGCCAGCGCAUCGGGGAGGGGUGCUCCUGAAGGCCAGGCACGGCCGCCACACGACGCUGUUCUUAGUUCACUAAUGUUAGCCUUAUUUAGGACAAAGUCAGCCAGACACCUUGUACUGGGCACGCGUCAGACUACAGCCGGCCGUUUCCUUUCUUUAGCCAGCCAUCCUGGUACUGUAGUUUAGGGGUUGAUGGUGGAUGAAAUUGAUUUCUGGCUGGUUACUAAGGUGCCUGCUAGCCAUUGUAUAAAAUUAAAACAUGAAGAAUAUUUGUUUUGAGCAUGGCUAGUGGAUUUACAACAACACAUGCCUGUCACUGCUGGAGUCAGACUUACAAAGCCUUAAGCGGAAAGUGUCCAGAGCAGACUGAGCAGUAGAGGAGGCACAGGCCUCACGGCCCACGGGCAGCUCUGACAGAAACUUCCAUGUUCGGCCUUUCACCUCCUCACUUUCGCUUGGUCCCAGCAGGACCUGAUGGCCACGCGUGCCUUGGCCACAGGAGGCUGCCGAGACUGGCCAUGUGGCUGGGCUGGGCUGUGCCCUCACUCUCUCUCAGCGCUGGAAGUCGGGGUGGGGACAGAUUCUAUGGAGGAAGCUCUUUACCUGUUGUUACGGGGAACCUCAUCACACAAGAAGAGACAAUUUCACUUUGAAAAUUAGAUCCUUUCAAGAUUAGUCCACGCAUGACCCCACCUUCUCUGCACAGGAUCCGUGGCAGUGCCCACUGGCUCUGGCUGUCGCUGCCAAGGGCACUGGCAUUGCUCGUGGCCGCCUGGGGCUGAGGCCUGCACCCGGGCCUCGGCAGCCACAUUUCUUUAUUUGGAGUUUGAAAAGAUGUUUCAUGACCGCAGAGUCAGUGAGUGCACAGGGAAGCCACUGUGCCCCUCCUGGCAGGACCUCCACCUGUUUCUAUGCAGCCAUAGUUUGAGGACAACCAGGCACCCACCUCAGGACAAGUUCAGGAAAGGAAGACAGUGGACUGCACGGGACCCUGGCGUGGCGCUCUAGAACGUCGUGAGUGGCGGUUGUGGGUGGGAGGGGCUCAGCCUGGGCCUGAGUGGGGCAGGUACGUGGGGCUGGUGAGAAACCACGACAGUCAGGUGGGCAGGGCCGGGGACAUGCUAGGAGUUCUUUGAAAGCCUGGAUCAGGUCUAAGUGCCACACAGGAGCCACCUGUCCCAGACCGUGGCUUGGCAUGCAGCUGUCCACGUCUGGCUGCUGACGAAGGGUUCAGCCCUGUGACUUUCCUUUGUGUAGUUGAGCAAGGUCUGCUCUCCAGAUGAACAGAUCUGCACGUACAGUGUCUUGAUCCAAAAUAGCAAAUAGGAAAUCAUGUUCUUCCCACCCUGCACCAGUCUGCACCCCACCACAGGGGCCCAUUGCAGCAGCUCCAGCCUUAAGUCUUGGUUCAGGACCUAGACCAGCGCCUCACUCAAGGCAGCCAGGGCACAGGUGCCAGGUCUGCCUAGCGUUUACCACUGUUGUUACGCCACAGCCCUCUGGCCACCACAUGGCCAUCCUCAGUGAGACGCCAUGAACCCUUCUUAGGCCCUCAGGUCCCCACAGCACUGGGAGGGGCACUGGGGGCCGUGUGCCCAUGGACCACAGCCAGGUCCACUCCUGCUGGGAGAGCUGGCUGGGGGAGGGCUUGUUCCCUACAGUGUCUGUUCUGUGAAGUUUGUUAAAUGUAAGGGAAGCUGAAGUUCUUGUAUCUUUAAAGAGGAAAUCUUAUUUAACCCGUUGUGUCCUAGAUUGACUUACACACAUAGCCUAGAGCUCAGUUUUAGUUUAACAUUGUGAAAAUAUUAAAAGAAUCUUGUAACUUUAUUCUUUUUUUCUCCUGCUGAAACAAAUUAAACCAAUCGUAUGGA
Molecule: messenger RNA, 2636 nt
Organism: Apodemus sylvaticus (European woodmouse)
Lineage: Eukaryota; Metazoa; Chordata; Mammalia; Rodentia; Muridae
Gene: Zfand3
Product: zinc finger AN1-type containing 3
Exons: 6
Coding region: 63-797 (244 amino acids)
Molecular function (GO): DNA binding; zinc ion binding
Source: RefSeq, a predicted model, not a curated record